AUGAGGUGUUCAAAUGUAGUUGUAUUGGUGAUUCUUUCAUGUAUUUUCUUCGCUUCAAGUACCCAUCAGUUAAGAAGCUAUGAAACACAAAUUCUUCACCAGCUGAGGAAGCACUUGGAGUACCCAAUGCCGUUGGCUAAUUGGGAAAAUUACAAUGGCGAUUUAUGUAAUUUGUCUUCCCCUCCACAAAUGAGCAUCAAAUGUGAGAACAACUCUGUUAUCGAGCUCAGAAUUAUGGGAGAUAACUCAGUUAAGGGCAGUGAAUUCAAUGGAUUCGCAAUUCCAAAUCAAACUUUGUCUCGGAGUUUCUCUAUUGAUUCUUUGGUCACUACAUUGACAAGGUUAACUAGCUUAAGGGUUCUUAGCUUAGUGUCUCUGGGGAUUUGGGGACCUCUUCCUGACAAAAUUCACCGGUUAGAUUCCCUUGAAGCUUUGGAUAUGAGUUCGAAUUUUAUAUUUGGUUUGAUUCCAUCAAAGAUGUCUAGAAUGGUGAAGCUUCAGACUUUUAGAUUGGAUGGGAAUUUUUUCAAUGAUACAAUCCCCGAAUGGCUUGAUUCUCUAACAAAUCUCACUGUUUUAAGCUUAAAGAACAACAGGUUGACGGGCCAGAUUCCUUCUACAGUCUCCAGAAUAAAAACACUGACCGAAGUUGUUUUGUCACACAAUUUGCUUUCUGGAAAAUUGCCUGAUUUGAGUGGCUUGUCUAAUUUACAACUAUUGGAUAUGAGAGAGAACCAUUUGGAUUCCCAAUUGCCUCCUCUUCCAAAAGGACUGACUAAUAUUUUUCUCAGCAACAAUUUAUUUUCUGGUAGUAUCCCUGAACAACUUGGUGAAUUGAAUGAACUUCAGCGUCUAGAUUUAUCUAACAAUCAUCUGGGUGGAAUGCCGCCUACGGAGUUGUUCUCUUUGCCAAAUAUUAGUUACUUGAACUUAUCAUCCAACAUGCUUAGUGGUUCACUUCUGCAGCAUCUCAAGUGUGGGGACGCACUUAGUCUUGUCGAUCUUUCAGAUAACAGAUUGAUAGGUGCGCUUCCAACUUGCCUGGACAUUGAUUCGGAUAAGAGAGUUGUGAAGAUUCGUGGGAAUUGCUUCUCGUUUGAUAUCAGAAAUCAGCAUCCUGAGUCAUAUUGCAAAAACACUGACAAAGAUAAAGGACUGUCUUCUGGAAAGAAAAUAGCCAUAUUUGCCACUGUAAUUGGGGUGAUUGUUAUUAUUGUUGUACUCCUCUUGGUUGCUGGGCUGCUCCUUUUCUGUAAAAGACACCAUACAGAGAGGACAGUGGUUCAGCACGUUACACGAAAGACCAUGCAAGGUGAUUCGCCUCUAGGGAUUUCCGCUGAACUCCUUGCAAAUGCCAGGAUCAUUUCUCAAGCGGCAAAACUUGGGACACAGAGUGCUCCAGCAUAUAGGGUGUUUUCCAUUGAAGAACUGGGAGAGGCCACUGACAAUUUUGAUCCGUUAGCUUUCCUGGGUGAGAGCUCUAUGGGAAAGGUUUACAAAGGAAGAUUAGAGAAUGGAACCUAUGUUGCUAUACGAUCUUUGGCUUUAUGUAGAAAAUAUUCUAUUCAGAACCUCAAACAACGCUUGGAUUUGCUCUCGAAGCUCCGGCAUCCUCAUCUUGUAGGCCUUUUAGGUCAUUGCAUUGAUGGUCGAAAGCAGGAAGAUUCAUCUGUCCAUAGAUUGCUCCUCGUGUACGAAUUUGUCCCUAAUGGAAACUUCCAUGCUCACCUUUCAGACACUAGUCCUGAGAAAGCUCUGAAGUGGUCGGAUAGAUUAGGUGUGCUUAUUGGUGUUGCCAAGGCUGUGCAUUUUCUACAUACUGGGGUGAUUCCCCCAUGUUACCACAACCGACUGAAGACAAAUAAUGUACUCCUGGAUGAGCACCGGAUUGCAAAGCUUAGUGAUUACGGGAUGUCCAUAAUCACAGAUGAAACUGAAAAGGCUGAAGCUAAGGGGGAUGGCUCCAGAUCAUGGCAUUCGACUAAGUCAGAGAAUGAUGUUUACAACUUUGGAUUCAUAUUGCUCGAGUCACUUGUGGGUCCUAUUGCAAGCGGAAGAGGAGAAGCAUUUUUGCUUAAUGAAAUGACGUCUUUUGGCAGUCAAGAUGGUAGGCGCAAAAUUGUGGAUCCAAUUGUGUUAUCCACUAGUUCACAAGAGUCGUUGUCAAUUGUGGUAUCCUUAACCAAUAAAUGUAUUUUACCCAAAUCUUCAAGCCGGCCCUCAUUUGAGGAUGUCCUUUGGAAUCUACAAUAUGCAGCUCAAGUUCAGGCUACUGCAGAUUCAGAUCAGAAAUCAGAUACUACGUCACAGUCAGAACUUCAAUUGAGAUAA
Messenger RNA from Fraxinus pennsylvanica, 2331 nucleotides. Lineage: Eukaryota; Viridiplantae; Streptophyta; Magnoliopsida; Lamiales; Oleaceae. The record is from the annotation of a GenBank genome assembly.